Parathielavia appendiculata is the source of this 1040-nucleotide messenger RNA. RefSeq lists its product as uncharacterized. NCBI's taxonomy places the organism in Eukaryota, Fungi, Ascomycota, Sordariomycetes, Sordariales, Chaetomiaceae. The transcript has 6 exons. The record is from RefSeq and is a predicted model, not a curated record. Bases 150 to 659 code for a protein of 169 amino acids.
CUCUUGACCAACCUGCCACCCGCACCAAACAAGUAUUUCACCAAUUCUCAACCACAACCAGAUCUUCAACCUCCAUACUCCAAGCGCAUUUCUUGCCAACACUAGAGCUCAGUUGCUUUAUUACCUCUACUCUGUUACUCCACGCAAACAUGUCUUCUCCCCAGGACCGCUUUCAGCACUGGAUUUCGGUGGUCGACAGAGAGCUCUCGAAAUACCCGGUUCUCAACAACCUCGAGAAGCAGACGUCGAUCCCCAAGGCCUACGCCGCGAUUGGCGUGGCGUCGCUGUACUUCUUCCUGAUCGUCUUCAACCUCGGGGCCCAACUCCUGACCAACCUUGCGGGUUUCGUUCUCCCCGGAUAUUACUCCGUCGCCGCACUCUUCUCGGCGAACAAGGCGGAUGACACGCAGUGGCUGACCUACUGGGUCGUGUUUUCUUUCUUCACCGUGCUUGAGAGCCUUGUUACCCCUGUUUACUGGUUUCCUUUCUACUACACCUUUAAGGUCGUCUUCCUCCUGUGGCUGUCUCUUCCGUUCACUCGGGGUGCCGAGAUCAUCUUCCGCUCCUUUAUGGCCCCUGCUCUGGGCCGUCACUUCCACACCCCUGGCUCGACUGCCAGCGGCCUUCGCGCGAAGGCCGAUUCGGUCCAUACCGAGUAACCGAUACUUUGGUUCUCCCGUCGGGCCCCAUCCGGUAAAACAAAGCAUGCAGCUUUGAAUGUGGCUCAAAGAGGACAAGGGAGAGAGUCGGGUUGCUUGGGAGUUCCCUUUCCAUUUCGAUGGAGGGUCUGACCUCGCCCGCACGGUUCAUGUCAGUUGGUGGGGUGAAGCUCGCGCAGCUGGGCACACCUGGCGGAUUUCCUUUAGCACAGGAUCAAUGGGGAGUGCAUACUGGCGCAGAUUUCAUUCGGUUUCUCGGAUAGGUCAGUUUCAUUGGAAUAGGUAGAAGGGUGGUGUCUGAAUCACAUGAUGUAUCUCUGGAAAGGGCUCAAGUGAGGGGAAGCGUGGGCAGUCUCUCAUUUCAGUUCCUCAAGACAUGCC